Messenger RNA from Didymosphaeria variabile, 558 nucleotides. RefSeq lists its product as uncharacterized. Lineage: Eukaryota; Fungi; Ascomycota; Dothideomycetes; Pleosporales; Didymosphaeriaceae. The record is from RefSeq and is a predicted model, not a curated record. The transcript is spliced from 2 exons. The coding region runs from base 1 to 558 and encodes 185 amino acids. Gene Ontology annotation, cellular component: mitochondrion. Gene Ontology annotation, molecular function: thiosulfate-cyanide sulfurtransferase activity.
AUGGCAUCGAGGCGAGCAGUUCAAUUGCUCGCUCUGCGCGCCCCGCAGGCUGUCGCGACCAGGGCUGCUGCUACCCGGUUCACCGCGCAGAGCGCCGCUUCGCAGCGGGCAAUCGCAAGAAAUGUCGCCAGAGUGCAGGUCGGCUUUACGCAGCAGAGGCAGCACUCCGGAUUCCCAUCCGACAAGCGCAGCAAGGUGUACGAAUUCAAAGAUGUCCUCUCCAUAGUCGAAACCCCCAGCGACAGCACCCUCCUCAUCGACGUCCGCGAGCCCGCCGAAUAUGCCGCCAACAGCAUCCCCACGAGCCUCAACGUGCCCAUCACAUCGCAGCCGGACGCGCUGCUGCUGAGCGAGGAGGACUUCCAGGAUAGGUUCGGGUUUCAGAAGCCGCCGCGGGAGAAGAUGGUCGUGUUCUUUUGUAAGGCGGGCGUGAGGAGUAGUGCGGCGGCGCAGUUGGCGAAGCAGGCGGGGUAUGAGAAUGUGGGUGAAUAUCGAGGGUCGUGGAUUGAUUGGGAGAGGAAUGGGGGACCGGGGACGAAGGGUCCGCAGCAGCCGUGA